Molecule: messenger RNA, 1481 nt
Organism: Aspergillus alliaceus
Lineage: Eukaryota; Fungi; Ascomycota; Eurotiomycetes; Eurotiales; Aspergillaceae
Gene: tif1
Product: putative eukaryotic translation initiation factor 4
Exons: 5
Coding region: 208-1236 (342 amino acids)
Molecular function (GO): RNA helicase activity; RNA binding; ATP binding
Source: RefSeq, a predicted model, not a curated record
AAAAAGCUCGCGUUUCUUUUCAUUUUUUUUUCUCCUUCUCUUCUUUUCUCCAUUCCACACUAUCGGUGAAAUAACCCAUUUAUUCAACUCCCACAUACUAGAUUCUGUGAAGACUCUCUUUUCUCGAGAGUCCUAGGUCUAGUUUCUCCUUUCCGUGUCUACGCCUAUGGUUUCGAGCGUCCCUCUGCUAUUCAGCAGCGUGCCAUCAUGCCCAUCAUCAAGGGUAACGAUGUCAUUGCUCAGGCCCAGUCUGGUACUGGAAAGACUGCCACUUUCUCCAUCUCCGCUCUCCAGAAGAUCGACACCAACCUGAAGUCCUGCCAGGCUCUCAUUGUCGCCCCUACCCGUGAGUUGGCUCAGCAGAUCCAGAAGGUCGUCGUUGCCAUCGGUGACUUCAUGAACAUCAACUGCCAUGCUUGCAUUGGUGGUACCGCUGUCCGCGAUGACAUGAACGCUCUCCGUGAGGGCCCUCAGGUCGUUGUCGGUACCCCCGGUCGUAUCCACGAUAUGAUCCAGCGCCGUGUUCUCCGCACCGACCAGAUGAAGCUCUUCAUCCUUGAUGAGGCUGAUGAGAUGUUGUCUCGUGGUUUCACCGAGCAGAUCUACGACAUCUUCCAGCUUCUCCCUCAGUCUACCCAGGUCACUCUGCUCUCUGCCACCAUGCCCCAGGAUGUCCUUGAGGUCACCACCAAGUUCAUGCGCGACCCCGUCCGUAUCCUGGUCAAGAAGCAGGAACUUACCCUUGAAGGUAUCAAGCAAUUCUACAUUGCCGUCGAGAAGGAGGAGUGGAAGCUCGACACUCUCUCUGAUCUCUACGAGACUGUCACCAUCACCCAGGCCGUCAUCUUCUGCAACACCCGCCGCAAGGUCGACUGGCUCACUGACAAGCUCACUGCUCGUGACUUCACAGUCUCCGCCAUGCACGGUGAUAUGGAGCAGGCUCAGCGUGAUGUUAUCAUGAAGGAAUUCCGCUCUGGUUCUUCCCGUGUCCUGAUCGCCACUGACCUUUUGGCUCGUGGUAUUGAUGUCCAGCAGGUCUCCCUGGUCAUCAACUAUGACCUGCCUGCCAACCGUGAGAACUACAUUCACCGUAUCGGUCGUGGUGGUCGUUUCGGUCGUAAGGGUGUUGCCAUCAACUUCGUCACUGCUGACGAUGUUCGCAUGAUGCGUGAGAUCGAGCAGUUCUACAGCACCCAGAUCGAGGAGAUGCCCAUGAACGUUGCUGACCUCAUCUAAACUCCCCCACCUUUAUACCUCACGAUGCGGAAUACGACUGCAGUUGCCAAUAGCAGUCCAAGGGUAAGCUGCGGUGGAAAAGGCGUUAUGACAUCGUCGUGCUUCUCUUGGCAAAGGAGAAUCCUUCAAAAGUGGCUUCUUGUGUCUCCAGCAUUUAUUCUUAUUCGCGGUGGCCGGUUAGAGGGACACCUCUGCUAGUUACUGUUUCUGUUUCCUAUGUUUUCUUGCUUAUGGAGAUGCGACAU